UGGUCAGUCGGCGGUAGUCGCGCGAGUAGUACACAUGUAUGUUGUUCCGACAUACCAAAUCUACUGCCCAUUAAUAUAAAUAUAUAAAUAUAUGAAAUCUUAAUAAUAGUUAUAAGUAUUAUAUCGCGUGUUGAGUAGUUAAAGCCCUUGGCACUCUUCUGACACCCUCGCUUAUAGUCAGUGACACGACUUAAACUUUCUGGGCCAUUGAUACGUGAUCUUGAUACACUUAUUUUUUUUUCUCGGGGACGCGGCUCUAAUUUACUUUAUUCAAAUUAAACAAACUUUUGUGAUACGCUGUGAGUUGUAUGUAACAGUCAGAUUAUCUGUAAUCUAUACCGCGGGUUAAUUGCUUGCAUACGGAGUCGGAGGUUUAUUAGUUUUUAAAAUAAAGCGGGAGUUUAAUUUAAAUGGAAGAGAUAAAUGAUGCAAUGAUGUGAAUUAUUUGUCAGGAAAAUAUAUUUUUUUUUAAAUAUAAAUGAAGUUUUAUAAUUUGUUGUUUGUUGUUUUCCAUUAUUGUUUUUGUAAUGAGUAUCACUCAGUUCGGUAGCAGUGGCAGCGGCGGAAGCGGGAGUAGUUCGAGUGGUAGCACGAGAAAUUUUAAAGAUCGCAUUGAAAGACGUCCUGUAGGUGAAAAAUUGAUGGUGGUGGUACGAAUCAGACCACUCGGACAGGAUGAAGUCGGUCCUAGAGUGUUACAUGCUAUCAAUAAUAAGAUGGUUAUGGUGGAUGAUUUAGAAGUAGAUAAACAAAAACGUAACUCACCAAAGCAAUAUCUGUACGACUUAGUACUGGGUGAAGAUUCAUCGCAAGAAGCAGUUUACGAAGGAACAACUAAAUCACUUGUACAAGAUAUAAUCGACGGAUAUAAUGCAACUGUUUUUGCAUAUGGUGCCACUGGGGCAGGUAAAACACACACGAUGGUCGGCAGUGCUGAGGAACCGGGUGUUAUGGUACGGGCCUUGAAUGAUAUUUUUUUAGCGGCACGUAAACUUUCAAAUGACGUCGACGUCGAGGUAGCAAUGUCAUAUCUUGAGAUAUAUAAUGAAAAUAUUCGCGACCUGUUGAAUCCAAAUACCGGUUACUUGGAGUUGCGUGACGACUCGCGAGGUCGCAAUAUACAAAUCACUGGGCUUACUGAAGUUUCGAUAAAUUCUACGGAAGAGGUAAUGAAAUUAUUACACCAAGGCAAUAAAGCCCGGACUGUCGAGCCGACAGCUGCUAAUGAAACGUCAUCUCGUAGUCAUGCUUUGCUGAAUGUCGUUGUGAAGCAAACAACGAGGCCACCGUCUGGUCGUGACCUUCGGCAUCGGGCACGUGUUAAGCAGGGUAAACUUUUUAUGAUUGAUCUUGCGGGUUCUGAAAGAGCGAAGCAAACAAAGAAUCAAGGAAAACGUCUUCAAGAAGGCGCGCAUAUUAAUAGAUCCCUUCUCGCACUCGGUAACUGUAUAACGGCAUUGUCUGGCGGCGCACGUUACGUCAAUUAUCGGGAUUCAAAGCUCACGAGACUUCUGAAGGAUGCACUUGGUGGUAAUUGCCGGACUGUGAUGAUCGCUCACGUUUCACCUUCGGCUUCUCAUCGUGAAGAAAGCAAAAACACACUAAUGUACGCAGAUCGCGCUAAUCGUAUCACUAAUAAAGUCGAACAGAAUAUCGUCGAUGUCAAUUAUCAUGUGACGCAGUACCGCGACAUCAUAAGUGAUUUAAAAAAUGAAAUAUCUAGAUUGAGAACUAAAAUGCAUGAUACCGAGAGACCGGAUACGCAGGAAAGAAUUUCUUUGGCUAAAGGAAAUGAUCUGAGAAGUUUGCGUGAAAAAAUAGUCUCAGCAUUUAAAGAACAAAUGCGACUUAGGCGUAAACUUAUGGAAUUAGAUAGUCAUCUACUGGGUCUUAAUAUAGCCGCUGAACAGCAGCAUGCAAUUAUUUCACACUGGGAGUCGAGGAAUAAUAAACUUUAUAAAGCUACCAAAGAAAAUACUAGACGAAGAUCCAGCGCUGAUAGUCAGAUUGAUGAAACUGAAAAUGAAGAUUUAAUUGAAGAAUAUGAAGUUGAUGAUAUGACUGUACAGCAAGCGUGGACAGAACUAUCAGAAAUAAAUAAAGAGCAAGAACGUUAUACUGAAAUACGAGCGACAACUGAGCGGGAAUUAGAAAAUUGUCGGCAGCGAAGUUCAUCCCUUGAAGAUGAAUUGCCCGCGAGAAUAAAUUCUGAGGAAGAACGUGAGCUCUUAGCACUGAUGCUACGCGUCCACGAAUUGGAAGCAGACAAAAUGAUGUUGCAAAGUGAAAGAUUAGUCAAACAGCAUGAGCUUAGAAGACGAGAACUUCUGCUACUGAGAUAUGAUCGUCAGCGUCAGAUUUCUGAUGAAAUUAUAACGCGGCAGCGGAGAAUUAUGGAAGAUGGAAAACUGGCGCUCCCGUCAGAUUUACAAGAGUUAUAUAUAAUGUAUCAACAAGAAAUUCAUGCUGCUGCUUACAACGAUAGCAAUUUAGUUGAUUUAUCAGUAUCUUCCAUGCUAUUUAAUAACCGUCUGCCACCAAUAAAUCGUGGUAUUCAUUUUGAAAGUCUUGAUGACACAAGAUUACCCAGCAGCUCAACAGAUUCUGAUUGGGAGUCUCCGUUACCACCAAUACCAGAGCCACAGGAAAUUGAAAAUGUAAUGGGUCCAGUUGUUCGGCCAUUAGUAUCACCAUCAGUUUUUUUCCCGCCAAUAUCCAGCUCUAAAAGAAAAAAUCAGGAAAAUAAAUUGCGUAGAGUUGCAAGUGAUAAUAAUGUAAAUUCACCAAAAAAUUUACGGGAUUCACGACUAAAGGCAUAAGCUCUUCGCAUCGUUAAUCGUUAAUAUAAAAUAAAUAAAUAAAAUUAGCAGUAACGAGC
Microplitis mediator is the source of this 2878-nucleotide messenger RNA. It is a transcript of the gene Kif19A, whose product is annotated as kinesin-like protein KIF19. The transcript has 12 exons. Gene Ontology annotation, biological process: microtubule-based movement. Lineage: Eukaryota; Metazoa; Arthropoda; Insecta; Hymenoptera; Braconidae. The record is from RefSeq and is a predicted model, not a curated record. Bases 528 to 2819 code for a protein of 763 amino acids. Gene Ontology annotation, molecular function: microtubule binding; ATP binding; microtubule motor activity.